This is a messenger RNA of Trypanosoma brucei brucei TREU927, 1467 nucleotides long. RefSeq names its product expression site-associated gene 2 (ESAG2) protein, putative. Bases 1 to 1467 code for a protein of 488 amino acids. The transcript has a single exon. Lineage: Eukaryota; Euglenozoa; Kinetoplastea; Trypanosomatida; Trypanosomatidae. The record is from RefSeq and is a predicted model, not a curated record.
AUGAGUGCUCUCCUUUUUGUUGUAUGGAAACACUUAUUCUGCUUACGCGAUCCAAAUAUUUCUCAUAAACUUUUAAUUUUUAAAGUGAGAAUGGAAAAGCUUGGAAUAUUGCUUUUGGCUACCACUACGUUUGUAGUUGGGACAACUACGGAAAAUAAGGAAAACCUCCGCAAUCAGCAAGAAUUUAAUCAACUAUGCAGGAUUUUGAGACUUGUGGAAGGGGAUCCAGGACAAGUCGUUAAGGAGCCUCCAAACUUGGGAAUCCUCAUAGAAGUGCUCCAAAAAAUGGUGAAGGCAACCUUUGUAAAGGAGUCGUCUUACCAAGAAGCAGUUGAUGCAAGGGAAAAAUGGAAGAGCACAGACAGUACGGUCGAAACAAAGAAUAUUAUGGAUAAGCAACGUGCGGAUGAUUUGGUGAGGUAUAAGAUUACACACGAGAAACUCAAGAAACUCCUCGCGAAAGCCAAGAUGCUGGUGAGCAGGAUCAAGGAGGAAAGGUACUUGGCAUAUGUAUCGAGGAAUGCUGCACUAGAGAAGAUGGCGAAAGUUGUAUAUGGAAGCAGCGCAGAAAAAAUGUUCAGGAAUGAAACUGAAUUUGAAAAGUUUUUGGCCAAUUCACAAGGCACAAUAGUGGGUAAAACGGCCAAGGAGACAUGUGGGAUGUCAAAUGAUAAAAUGAAGAAUGUAAGUUUUGCGGGUUACUCACUGGUUGGAGACUUUUUCUGCUUGUGUGUUGGUGAAAAUAAUAAUGCCACGCUAUGCGACAAAAGCUUCAGUGGACCCAGGGAGGAGCAUAAGUGGACAAAAGUGAUGUUUGAGGACAAACUUGUUGACUUUGCUGCUGGUUGGUUUAAGAUAAGAGGUUUGUGUUAUGUCAAUGCCACGAGUGGAAUAAAGGAUGUGGUAACUCCAGAAAAUAUUAGCACGGAGAUUGUAGCCUUCAACAAGAUGCUUGGAAGACAGCGGGAUGAUGUUCAAAUUUAUCGAAGAGAAGCCGAAUCAUAUCGACAGUACAUUCUUGGGAGGGUUGAGCAAGUAGGAUUUACUGACAGUGCAAUAUGCACUGGAGAGCACCAGCAUAUGUGUGUAAAUUACGCACAAUGCUUGGUCUCGAAUAAAGGUAUUCCAUGGCAACUCAAGCUAAUGGAGGCAGAGGAGGAUCUAGAGGAUGUGGAAAAACAUAACAUGGAGGUGCAUGUGCUAAUUGGGAGGUUGGAUAAACUCAUUGAGAAAAUCAAGAAAGCAGCAGAGCAACUCAGUCAAGAGAUGGAAGGAAUUGAUGUUGCAGUUGAGAAGGUUCAGUUGCUGGAGGAAGAGAUCGAAGAAAAUGAAACCACGGGAAAAAGUGAGGCAACCGCAGGAGAGUUUAAUGAUAAUGCGCAACCUGAGGAGGGGAGUUUAGAUAAAUGUGAAUAUUGGGGUAUGUUUUCUAUUUUGUUCGGGGUUGUAGCAUUUAGCCUCGUGUAA